UUAGAAUUUUUUUAUUCUCCAAAAAAUGAGUUUUUUUUUAUUCUCUUUUCUUUUUCAUGGUGAUUUUCUCAUGAAAAAUGAUUGAAACUCGUGUUAACUUACAACUUCUCCAUCUGAAUGUACAUAUUCAACUUUAAUCAUCUUUUAAUCUUCUUCAUUUACAAACAUCUCCAUUUUUGUUAAUCUCUUUCUCUGUCUCGGCUUUUUGUUUUUUUCUCUCGCCAGUAUUGGUUUCCCUAUCUAUCUUUUUUUUUCUUCUUCUAUUGUCAUAAUAGUAAUUAUAAGUGUCUUUGAUUUAUUAUUAUUUCUAUUCUUUUUGGACAUUUUUCUUCUACUCUCAUCCAUCUUAUGUGUUCACUUUGGUUUCUCUCUUAUGAUCGACAAACUUUUGUCAUAACCAAUUUUUUGGAUUAACUCAAAUCAAAGGAGAAAAGAGAAAAAAGAAUAAAAAAUAAAUUCUUUUCUCUUUUCUUUUUCUUCUUCUGAUAUUUAAUAUACCAACUCAUUGGCUAAAAUAACUGCCUAUGUGUUAUGAGUGCUAAUCUUUACUCUAAAGAAAUUGUUGCUCUUCUUCUUGUUAAUUGUCACCUAAGUGUAGAGUGUCUGUGUUCAUUUAUCUCCCCCAAUGGUUUAAAUUUAAAGGAAAAAUUAUCAUGACUUUUUUUCGACAACUUUGUGAAUUUGGCUGAAUAAAGUUCAGUUUAAAUCAGUGACAACACCAUAAUUUUAAGGAAGAGGGCAAAGAAAAAAGGAAUAUCUAUAAUUUACAAGCUCUGUAACUUUUUCUUUUUGUGUGUUCUCUUCUCUUUCGGGUUUACUCACCAUCUUCAUAGAGAGAAAAGAUUUCUCAGUGAUCCAUCUUUUUUUGGGUAAACUUUUUCUAUCUUCUCUUACUCAUCAUAUUUUGCCCUUCUCUCUUUCUCUUCUUGGUUUACCCCGUGUUUUGUUUUCCUUUAUCCAUCAUCACAAUCAUUAUCAUCUAUAUCUCCUUCCAAUCUACUCGACUUUUCCUGUGUGUGUCCAUUUUGUUUCAAUCAAUCUUUUUUUUUCUUGAUCUCUUUUUCUUAAUCUUUCUCACUAAUCUAUCGCUCUACCAAAAAACAACAUCAACAAAAUCUCAUCUUGUGUGUUGUCUUAAUGUCUUUGGUGAUUAUCGGCUUAUAGCCAGGAAACUGAGAUAAGAGAUAGAUUUAUUGUAUUGAUAAAUUUUGUUUCCAUCUUUGUUUUAUGGAUAAGACUCGACUAAUGGUUCACAAUAUGAUCAAGUUUAUUUUAAUUGUUUUCUGGAUCGUUGUCCCGGACACUAUUGGUGGAUCAAUAUUAGUUGACAAUAAUUCACCUGAAUCACCAAUAACGGAUUCAUCAUUCUGGUCAUCUUCAUCUUCACCGUCCUCUAUAUCAUCAUUAGCAUCAUUGUCAUCACCUUCAUCUAAAAUUAUCAGUAAAUCUGAUGAUAGUUUUUUCACAGAUACUUCUAGUUCAUCAACUUCUUCUACAACUUCAACUACUACAACUACUACAACAACUUCGUCACUACCACCACCAUCAUCAUCUUCCAAUGAUCUGGAUGAAGAUGAAACUAUUUCAAAUGGAGUUAACAACCAUCCACCCAAGUUUAAUCAGUCAACUUAUUCUGCUUCCAUGUUGGAAUCUAGUCAACAAGGAACAGAGGUUGUUCAAGUUUACGCCACCGAUGCCGAUGUUAAAGGAACCAAAUCCUCAAUGAUUCAAUAUCUUCUACUUACUUCUGAUCCACAUUUUUCAAUUUCUUCUGAAACCGGUAUAAUUUACCUAACAGAACCAUUGGACUAUGAGACAACAACAAAACAUCAUCUAAUUGUCGCCGCAUCCGAUCAAGGAUCACCACUUUUAACAUCAACCUGUCAAGUUUGGGUUAAUGUGAUAGAUGUUAAUGACAAUGGUCCCAAAUUUACCAGGGAAUCUUACACAGCGACAAUUUCAGAAGCCUCAUCAAAAGAUAUGUUUGUCACCAAAGUGACAGCAAUUGAUGUUGAUAUAAGUGAUUCUACCGAGGAAAUAUUAAAAUAUUCAAUAAUAUCUGGUGAUUCUUCUGGUACUUUUAAAAUUGAUCCAUCAACUGGAAUAGUUCGUCUUGCUAAAGAUCAAUCCUUCAUCUAUGAUGUUUUCACUUUAAACAUUUCGGUGACUGAUGGUAAACACAAAGAUUAUUCCAGUCUGACAAUCAAAAUUUUAUACGCCAACAAACAAAGUCCCUUAUUUACUCGACCUCUUUACUUUGCCUCCAUUGAUGAAAAAUCUCCCAUUGGAACACGAGUUACAACCGUUGAAGCUUAUGACAAUGAUGAUGGAAUUUAUGCUGAAGUUACUUAUUCUAUUUUAAGUUCCUAUCUAUUAAGAUGGUUUACAAUUGACUCUAAAUCAGGUGAAAUAAUUACAGUCUCACCAAUAGAUAGAGAUAAACAUUCAUCUUUUAGUUUAACCAUUCUAGCCAAAGAUGGUGGCCAUCGAAUUGGUUUAACUGUAGUUAAAAUUACGGUUACCGGUGAUGAUGAAAGUCCACCACAGUUCCUAGUUGAUAAAUAUGAGGUUGCUGUUUGCUCCAAUGUUGCAACUUUAACCAACAUUUUACCUGUGAUUGCAUAUGACAAAAAUUCACUAUCAUCAUCAUCAUCUUCUUCUUCUCGAGGUACAAAAAACCGUAUUUUCUAUUCUAUCUCACAUAUUGGUUUACCUGAGAGUUCAUCAUCAACAUCAGCAUCUUCCGUUGCUUCAUCAACUACCCCCUUCCGGAUUCGUAAAAAGACUGGAUUAGUUUAUGUUCAUGGUAAUUUAUCAAAUUCAAUUGGAUCGGUUUAUACUUUUCAAGUGAAAGCCUGGGAUGAGAAUAGCCUUGAAUCUGUUGUUCCCGUUACAAUUAAAAUCAAUGGACCCUGUAAAUUGGAUGGUGAUCUUGUUGCUUCUUAUGAAGCAACUAUCUCAGAGAUGGCAAAAGUUAAUUCAAUUAUUACUUCGUUGAAUUUUACCAAUCCAGAUAAUUUAGAAUUAACUUUAGCCGGAAUUAACAGUGAUGCCAAUAAAUUUAAACUUGGUGAACAAGGACAAAUAUACUUAAUUGAACCACUUGACCGGGAAACUUUAUCUCGAUACAUUUUGGUUGUGAAAAUUUUUGACAAAUCAACUUACACCAUUAGAUAUUUGAAUACAUUUAUCGAUGUUCUUGACACCAAUGAUAAUGUUCCCAUUUUUGACUCUGAUUCGUAUUAUAUUGAAGUCUCAGAGGAUCAAGAGAUAGACUCAUCUAUUGGUCGGGUUCAUGCUUGGGACGGAGAUGGUGAAGAUUCACAGAAUGCAAUUUUCUACAAAAUCAAAAGAGCUAAAAAAAUGGAUAACUCAGAUUAUUUUGAUAUUGAACCAGAAACUGGAUUAAUUAAACUUCGUUCACCAUUGGAUCGUGAAUUGGAUGAAUGGCAUAACUUAACGGUUACCAUUACCGAUGGUAAAUUUAACAAUAAAACAACACUUUCCAUUAAAGUGAUGGAUGUAAAUGACAAUCCACCGAAAUUUAGUUCAUCAUUUUAUAAUGCCUCAAUUCGUGAGGGAUCACCGAUUGGUAUGGUUGUGACAACAAUUGAUGCAUCAGACGCUGAUGAUGCAAGUCUCAAUUCACUUAGUUAUUUCAUCACCUCAGGGGAUUCAUUUAAUCAAUUCACAAUCUCAAAUACUGGUGAUCUUAUUGUGAAUAAACCUUUAAACCGAAAGAAAGUAAACUCUUUCCUGUUAACCAUCUUGGUCUCCGAUACUAAGUACAAUGCAACAACCUCAGUUUCCAUUGAAAUUCUUGAAGCAAUGGGACCAAUUUGCCGGAAAAGUGAAUAUGUUGAAAUUGUUUCCGAAGAUAUUGAACUUGGAAGUGAUAUUUUAAAAAUAGAAGCCGAAUCAAAAGAUGGACCAGUAACCGAUGCCAAUGUUCAACUUUAUUAUAGUUUAUUUUUAAAUACCGAUAAAGUUCCUAUUAGCUCUAAUCUAAAUGAAAAUGGUCUAAUCAGUCCAGAAGAUACCUCAGAGUUGCCUUUUGCUUUGAAUUCAAGGACUGGCGUUUUAACAGUUAUCGCUCCCCUGGAUCGUGAAAAAAAAUCAACAUACUUCCUGUUAGCCAAAGUUCAUGAUGAUAAAGAACGUGAAAAUAUGUGUUCCUCUGCAAUAGAGAUAAUUGUUUCAGAUGUUAAUGAUAAUGAGCCAAAUUUUACCUCUGACCUUUAUAAAGUUUCCAUCCCAGAAGAUGUUCAACUUGGUAUUGUUGUUGGUAAAGUUCAAGCCGGUGAUUCAGAUCAAGGAAGAAACGGUGAAAUUCAAUAUAACCUAGAAGAUUCAUCAAAUGAAACAUUUACAAUUGACUCGGAUACCGGUUUAAUUAGACUUAAUAAACCUUUGGAUAGAGAAAAAGUUUCCAUCUAUAAUUUAACGGUGAAGGCCAUUGAUUUAGGUUUACCACCUCUUUCAUCAUCUGUUAAAUUUAUUGUCACCCUUGAGGAUGUAAAUGAUAAUUAUCCAACUUUUACUACCAAUAUGUACAAUGUUUCCGUGUUGGAAAAUGUUACCAUUGGCAGUGAGAUUACAACAAUUGAGGCAACCGAUACCGACAUUGGGUCAAAUGCUAAUCUAACCUAUACCAUUGUUGAUGGUGAUGAAGAUAAUCGUUUUAUCAUCCAUCCAAAAACUGGUAUCAUUGCUGUUACCAAACUGUUAGAUCGUGAAGCAAUAGCCAAUUACCUUAUAACCGUAAAAGCAGUUGAUUCUGGUUCACCUCCAUUAUCAAAUAAAACUAAAGUUAAUAUAACAAUAGUUGAUGUUAAUGAUAAUGGUCCUGUUUGUGGGCAAAGUAAAUACGUUGAAAUGGUAUCAGAAAACACUCAACCCGAUACCUUUUUAUUGAAAAUUAUUGCCUCUGAUCCAGAUGAUGGACCAAAUGCCCAACUUUAUUUCAACGUAUCUCUUGACCCUGCCGAUCCUGAUUCUGGUAAAGAAUUGACCAAUUCAAGUUAUCUACCAUUUUCAAUUGACUCUAGUACGGGUAACCUUAAAGUUUCUGGUUCUCUUGAUAGAGAGGAGAAAGCACAUUAUCUCCUUUUAAUUGUGGCCCAUGAUAAUCUUGAAAGGGAUCGAACCUGCUCUUCAACGGUUGAACUUGUAAUUUCUGAUGUAAAUGACAAUCCACCAAUGUUUACAAGUGUUGAAUCAUCUUUCUUGAUACCAGAAAAUACACCAAUUGGUACAUUUGUUGGUAAAAUAUCAACUAUUGAUCAAGACAUUGGCUCAAAUGGAGAAGUUAAAUUUUCAAUUUCCACCCUGGGUGAUGACAAUGAAGGAACAUUUAGUAUUGAUGAAAGAAGUGGAACAAUUUUCACCGCUAAACCAUUGGAUCGAGAAACAAUUGACCGUUACUCUGUUUUAAUCACUGCCACUGAUUCUGGUGUUCCACCACUUUCAACAUCUAAAGAAUUCACAAUUGAUAUUUUAGAUAUUAAUGAUAAUGCACCUAAAUUCACUGAAAGUCAUUAUACAACUUCCGUUUAUGAAAAUGUUUCCGUUGGAAUAACUUUAAUCCGAGUAACGGCAACCUCAGUAGAUACCGGAAUCAAUGAAGACAUUACUUACUCAAUAAUUGCCGGUAAUGAGGAAAAUUGUUUCACUAUUCACCCUAAAUCUGGUUCAAUAUCAGUUGUUAAAUCAUUGGAUCGGGAAACUAUUCCUGAAUUUAUAUUAACCAUAAAAGCAGAAGAAGAUUCUGUUAAUGGUGGAGGUGGAGGUGGUAAAAUUGUUGCUCAAGAUCUUCCUUCAUUAUCAUCAGAGGCUAAAGUAACAAUUACCAUUUUAGAUGUUAAUGACAAUUCACCUCUCUUUAGUCAGACCAGUUAUUCAGCAGUUAUCCGGGAAGACACCCAUGUUGGUGAGAAAAUUAUCCAAAAAGUUGCCACCGAUGCUGAUAUAAAGGAAAAUGGUCAAAUCAAUUAUUUCUUUAAAGCUUCAUCUCUCAAUUCGGGAACCGGUGAAAUGUCCUAUUAUCAAACAAAAUAUAAAGAAUUUGAAUUAGAACCUAAAACCGGAAUCAUUACCGUGGCAUCACCUUUAGAUAGAGAAAUGAUUUCAUCUUAUAUUAUGGAGGUUGUGGCCAUAGAUAAAGGAUCACCAUCACUCUCAUCAUCCAUCUUGAUUACAAUUGAGCUAUCAGAUGUUAAUGACAAUCCACCUAAAUUUGACCAAACCAAUUAUACACUUUACAUUCAGGAAACUAAAAAAGUUGGUGAUGUAAUUCAAAGAUUUAUCCUCACUGAUCCUGAUAGUCAUAUCAACAGUGGACCCUUUUCACUUGAUAUAGUUGAAGGAAAUCAAGAUGGAACCUUUGGUAUCAAAGUUAUCGGAGAAAUGGCUCUAAUAUUGACCUCACCUCUUAACAGGACUAAGCAAAGUUUAUAUCAGUUGAUGAUUUGUGCUACUGAUGCAGGAUCUCCUCCCUUAUCAUCUAAUUCAUGGGUUACCAUAUCAGUUGAGGAAGAGCCUCGUCCCACUCCUGUGGCACCUAUAGUCCAGAACUUUUUACCAAACUCAAGUCCCAGUCCUGUUCCAAGCCAAAAUCCAGUUCCAAUUCCAGACUCAGGUCCAGGUCAAGGACCAAAUGCAAAUCCAACAAAUAUUCUGGGAAAUUAUCGAUGUAAUUGUUCUGUUGAUGUUUCAUCAUCUUCUUCUUCUUCUUCUUCUUCUUCUUCUUCUUCUUCUUCUUCCUCUUCCUCUAACACUAUCGAUUCAACAAUGAGAACUAAAUGUGCCAAUCAAAAUCUUAACUCCAUUUAUUCUGUAGAUCGAGCUUUUCUUUGGGAUGAUCUCAUUUUACCUGGAAUCUUUCUGAUCGUUAUGCUAUUCUCAUGCUUGGUUAUUGGUGUUUGCUGUUGCUGUUUCAAUCAUCACUCAGCUGUAUCCAAAUCGAGACGUCGGAAUAACAAUCGUAUUCCACCAAGCGGUUAUCGAGGUGGUUUAGAAGGUGAUGAAUUUUUAUUGGAAAGUUGUAAUGCUUUUCCAUCCGAUAACAGUGGUAACCUGAAAAGAUUCUCAAAAAUGAGUGGAGUUGAAUCUUCAGCUCUUCUUGGUCAUAGGCCUUUCUCCACCGAACCUUUACCAAAUCAUCAUUUCCACCAAGCCCUUCAAGCAGCCGCAGCCAAUGGAGGAGGUGGAAUCGGAGGUGUUGGUAUAAUGAAUACACCCAAUGGACAGAUUAUCAGUGGUGGUUGUGGAGGUAUUGGUAUAGCAAAUAAUAAUAAUAAUGGUCAAACAGGGUUGAUUAAUAAUCGUCCAAAUUCAUUUCAUGAAACAAUGAAUAAUUUUGACGAAAUGAUCCGAACACCUUUAAGUGAACGAGCCUCAAGUGGGCCUGAUUCACGAACUAAAAAGCGUUCAAUCCCUAAAAAUUCACCAACAGUCUUACCAACCCCACCUUACCCCGAAACUGAAUCUAGUCAUUUAAUACCUUCUAACGAAGGUAAAAUUCAAAACAAUAUAAAUGGUACCAUGUGGACCAAUUGUUCAAAUGGAGGAUCAUCUGCCGGAAUGGAAGGUUUCAGUGGAGAAAGUUCAAUUGUCAGCGAUGGUGUUGAUAGUUAUUGUAGUAACACUUCAAUUAACCACCAUGACAGUGGACCACCGGAAGGAGUUGCGAUUGGUAAUCAUGCUUACACCGCAUCUCAUCUUGAACCUAAUCAACCGGUUGUCAACGCGAUUCUAUCAACAACACCCAACGGAAUCUAUGCCAACACUGGUUAUCAUCAAUAUCACUCAUAUGCUCCUAUUCAGCAUACUCAUCCUCAAAACUUAACUUACCGAAAGGGUACAUCAUAUACCAAGGCCAUGACGGACAAUCUAUCAUCCCAAGGAUCUAAAAGUGAUACAAUGAAUCAAUCAAAUCCAAGCGAUUUAAAUACUGACGAUGAAACUUUAAAUAACGAUCACGAUGGUAAAAGAUCAGAUGGAUUAAAUAUACCAGUUGAUGGUAUUAUCGCAAUGCCAAUCGAUCCUUACCUAACCAAAUGAACGUUAUAUUGUCAGUGAUAUUUAUGUGUAAAAAAAACAAUCUAAAAGAUGAACUCCUAAAAAAACAAAACAAUCAAACCAUCAACAAUUUAUUUAUAUAAAUUAAUGUCCUUAAGUUAUUAAUAAUCAUAAUGAUGUAAAAAAAAUCAAGAUACAAAUCAAAUUGUAAAUGAAAACAAUAUCUACCUGAUAUAACAUUUGGUCCAUGGAAAAGCAAAGAUCAAGGAGGAGGAGGCCUAAGAAAAAAAGAGCAUUAACUUGAUCUAUUUCUAUUUUCAACUUUAAUCAUAACUGUAAAUUCAUCGUCAUCUCAUCUCAUCCAAAAUUAUAUCAGAUUGAUUUCUCUGCGAAAAUAAUUAAUCUCAUGGAUCCCAACACAAGCAUUUAAACACUGUCGUAACCAUGAUAUUUAUACAUAAAUAUCAUAACCAUUUUCACUCUGAAGAUCUUCAAAAUUUCUAUGAUAUUAACUUAUCAAAAUCUCUUUUUCGACUUUUUUUUAUAAAAAAAAUGUAAAUUCAAACCAACAGGAGAAAUCAACAAACGCAAACACAACAAAAAAACAUAACAUUUACACAUGCGACUCUAUUUUCUAGUCUAAUUUUGUGUAACGAAAAAACAAUUUCUAUGAAUUAAAAUAUAUUGUGAUAUAGAAAACUGAAUAAUACAAAAAAAAACUAAA
Messenger RNA from Panonychus citri (citrus red mite), 8743 nucleotides. RefSeq names its product protocadherin Fat 4-like. Lineage: Eukaryota; Metazoa; Arthropoda; Arachnida; Trombidiformes; Tetranychidae. The record is from RefSeq and is a predicted model, not a curated record. The coding region runs from base 1228 to 8061 and encodes 2277 amino acids. Gene Ontology annotation, molecular function: calcium ion binding; cadherin binding. The transcript has 4 exons. Gene Ontology annotation, biological process: homophilic cell-cell adhesion. Gene Ontology annotation, cellular component: plasma membrane; catenin complex.